UUCUACAGCGGCGAUGCGGAAAAAGGUUGUCACAGAAUUAAAGCGAAGGGUCUGUGACGCCACCACCGCAUUUUCACAACUCCCCUGCAACUACGCCGCACGUUAAUUGCUAUACGAACAUCAUUUAGAAAUAUUCACACUCUUUGAAUUAAUAAAUGUAUUUUAAUGAAUAGCGCGAGUGAAGCGAUGUUUUUCUUUACGUUUUUGUUGCUAGGCCUAAUUUCGGACUGGAUUCACACGCCAGGUAAUACUGCGGCCGCUGUGCUCCUCUCAGUUCGGCAGGAGCCGGAGGUGAUGGAAGUGGCGCCGGGCAGUAACGUUACCAUGAAAUGUCAUUAUCAGGGUAACUUCUCUGCAGGGGGGGAAAUUCGGGUUAGAUGGAAGUGCAAUAUAUCCAUUAUUGCCACAGAUCGUGUAAACGUAACCGUAAUCCAGAACGGAUCCUUCUAUCUGAACUUAACCUCCGUACGAAGGAAUGAGAGCGGUACGUACGUUUGUGAAGUGAUUCUAGAAAUUCCCAUAUUAUCACAUAUGGAAGGAAAAGGCACUGUCCUUAUUGUAACAGACUCAGCUGCCGUCAGUGAUACCCGAAAGCACAUCUUCUUCAUCGCUUUGUGGACGGCGCUGUCGAUGGCGGCGUUAACUGUGGUAACUGGCUUCCUAAUUUGCUGCAAGUACAAAAGAACUAAACUGGCCUCCAGCACCGGCGAAAACGAUUGUCAGGUAUCUGAUGCUCUGGAGUCCGAGGUCCAGUACGCGACGCUGAACGUCAGAUUAAAAUCCCCGCGCCCUGACAGCCGCGGCGGCCAAGGACAGAUUUCUAAUGUGAACACAUCUGCUGAGCCUACUAGUGUCGUGUACUCUACUAUUCGAUGAUUCAGACAAUCCGGUGAAGUUUUCCUGAAACAAAAUCUUUGACUUUCUAAUUUUCUAAGUUAUGUUAAUGGUAGCCUGUUGUUUAACAUACAUUAUAUAAUGAAUAGAACGUACUUUACUUUAGUUUGUGAUUUGAGCCUGUAAUUUAAUUUCAAUUUAGUACGAUGAGAUUAUUAUAUGAUGCAAAAUAUAUUGUUUAACUUGCAAAAUGUUUGUUCGUUGCAUCACAUUCAUCCGGUUCGAUGUGUUUGAAGGUCUUAAGGGGAAACUCCGUUUUAUCUUUUUAAUUAAAUGUGGCAUAAUGCUAUGCUGACAUUUUUUAAAUUAUGCAUGUUUUUAUCAUUGAUAUGUUACAUUUAAUUAUUACAUGCAUCAUAUAUAAAGUAUGUCAUAAUUGUGUGAUGCAAUA
This is a messenger RNA of Paramormyrops kingsleyae, 1285 nucleotides long. The record is from RefSeq and is a predicted model, not a curated record. Lineage: Eukaryota; Metazoa; Chordata; Actinopteri; Osteoglossiformes; Mormyridae.